AUGGUCAAGCGAUCACGCGAGUCCUCGGCCCUUUGCUCCAGCAGCGACACCGCCAGUUCUGCGGCAGAAGAAUCUCAAUCUCCUCGUCCUGCAAAACUCAGUGCUGUGACCACGGUCGCCGCUCUGCCAGCCAUGCCGGUCAUGCAGUGCUCUCUACCGCCUCACCGGGAAACCCUGGACUUUGCUUCUAUCGAAGAUUUCGAGGUGCAUUAUGCCAAAGACCAUUCCAAUCGUUGCGCCUCUUGUGGCAAAAAUUUCCCUACUGCUCACUUCCUAGCCCUGCACAUCGACGAGAACCACAAUACCUUCCGCGAGGCCCUGCAAGCCAAAGGUGAGAAGACAUAUGCUUGCUUCGUCGAAGACUGCGACAGAAAGUGUUCCACGCCGCAGAAACGUCGCCUCCAUCUGAUUGACAAACAUCUGUUCCCCAAGAUCUACAACUUCCGCAUUGUCGACACUGGCAUUGACAAGUCGACCUCCAUGCUCCACGAAAGUCGUCGGAGAAGAGUGUCAACCACUACCGAUCAAAUCUCUUCCACCGGAGGUCAUCGAAGACAGCAUUCCCGAACGGAUAACAACAACAAUCUCCCUCCUGUCUCCCCGAAAGAGAACUUCAACAGGGACAGGAAAGGAGGACCAAACUCCGGACCCAUCAAGCAUGUCUCAGAUGCAGCCAUCAGCGAUCUCGAAUCAUCCUUGUCUGCCUUGCGAUUCGUGCCACCAAGUGUUGCCAGUAAACAGCGGAACAAGCCACAUCAUGUGUGA
Molecule: messenger RNA, 765 nt
Organism: Fonsecaea nubica
Lineage: Eukaryota; Fungi; Ascomycota; Eurotiomycetes; Chaetothyriales; Herpotrichiellaceae
Exons: 1
Coding region: 1-765 (254 amino acids)
Source: RefSeq, a predicted model, not a curated record